AUGUACAGGCAAAUUUUAGUAGAGCCCUCACAUCGCAGAUUUCAACGAAUUUUAUGGAGAGAAACCCCUGAUCAGCCAGUGGGUAUAUAUGAGCUUAAUACAGUUACAUAUGGUACUGCAUCUGCUCCGUUUUUAGCAACGCGCGUCUUGCGUCAAGUAGGAAUAGAUAAUUUAGAGGAUUUCCCAACCGCGAGUAGAGUCAUCAUGAAUGACUUUUAUGUUGACGACCUUUUGACGGGCGCGGAAACAUCGUCAGAUAUAAAACAAUUAAAGCACGAGUUGUCAAGCAUUUUAGAAAGCGCAGGGUUUCCGUUGCGGAAAUGGGCUACAAAUUGCCCGCUUAGUCAGGACGAAGAUUUAAAGGCAGUUGCAAAUAAAGAGCUCGCAGCUGAAAAGGACCCAAAAACCCUGGGGUUGAUUUGGGCAGUUAGGGCAGACACCUUACAAUGGUCGGUCGCCUCUUCAGAUUCGACACGGGUCACUAAACGGGUCAUGCUUUCCGAAAUAGCUAAGAUAUUUGACCCAUUAGGUUUAGUAGGGCCUGUUAUUAUUCAGGCAAAAAUACUUAUGCAGAGGUUAUGGCAGCUUAAAACAGGAUGGGAUGAAUCAGUCUCCCAAGAACUACAUUUAGAAUGGUUACAGUAUAGAUCGAAUUUAGGGAAAUUAGUUAAUUUACGAGUGCCGCGAUGCACUAUUAUUAGUAAAUAUAAUAGAAUAGAACUGCACGGUUUUUCAGACGCCUCUCAGGAUGCAUACGGGGCAUGCAUUUAUCUAAGAUCCGAAUUAGGACCAGGUAGAUGGGAGGUUCGGUUGUUAUGUGCAAAAUCCAGGGUUGCACCCCUGCGAUCUCUUUCCUUACCGCGAUUAGAAUUGUGUGCGGCGUUAGUUUUAGCUCGUCUAGUUAAAAAGGUUAAAGAAUCGCUCUCGUUAAAAAUAUCAAGCGAAAGAUUUUGGACCGAUUCAAUGAUCGUAAUUGCAUGGUUAAAUAGUUCACCUAAUAGAUGGAAGACCUUUGUAGCAAAUAGGGUUGCAGAAAUUCAUAGUGUGACUUCCAGAGACAGCUGGAGUCAUGUUCAAUCGCUUGAUAAUCCAGCGGAUAUAAUAUCUAGAGGGACAACUCCUGAUAAGUUAGCGGCGAGUAGUCUUUGGUGGUCAGGACCUGCCUGGUUAUCAGAGGAUGCUGGUUGUUGGCCGAAAUCAGGAGAUAGUAUUAUAGAAGCUCCGGAAGCUCGAAUUGCUAAGACAACAUUUUUAGUAUCAAAAGUGUCUAAGUAUUCUAUAUUUGAAAAAUUUUCCGAUUACUCUAGAUUAUUGCGGGUAGUUGCAUAUUGUUUAAGGUUUGUUGAUAAAUUACGUAAAAAAGAGACAUUACAGGGCAAUCUCACAUGUGUGGAGAUAAAUCGUGCGAAAGAAACAAUAAUUGAAUUAGUUCAGUCAGAAGCUUUCCACGACGAAUUAGUUGACUUAAGAAAGGGCAAAAUGGUCCAUAAAGCGAGUGCGUUAUAUUCGCUCAACCCAUUCCUGGAUGAGCGGGAAUUAAUCAGGGUGGGCGGUAGACUCAGCAACGCAUUCAUACAGUAUAAUAAAAAACAUCCACUUGUUUUGCCUGGUAGGCAUCAAUUUUCGGACCUCGUGAUCAGACACGAGCAUGCUAGAUUAUUACACGCUGGCUCUCAGCAGGUAUUGAGUUCAUUGCGGGAUUCAGUUUGGCUCAUAAAUGGGAACACUAAUGUAAAACGCAUAAUUAGGUCUUGUGUCAAGUGUUUUCGGGUUAGGCCACGCGACACACAAUGUACAAUGGGUCAGCUACCUGCGUCUCGGGUGACUCCGGCACGGCCAUUUAUGACCUGCGGAGUCGAUUAUGCAGGUCCUUUUUUGACAAAGGACCGUACUAGGAGCAAGAUUAGUAUUAAGGCUUACAUGUGUAUUUUUGUGUGCUUUGUGACAAAGGCGGUGCACAUUGAACUUGCUCCAGAUUUGAGCACGGAGGCAUUUCUCAAUUGUUUUCGGCGUUUUAUAGCUAGACGCGGAAGAUGCAAAUGUAUAGUGUCGGAUAAUGCUACCAACUUUGUUGGGGCGCGAAACCGAUUUAAAGAAUUAGAAAUUUUAUUGAACGAUCAAAGGCACAAUAAUAGUAUUUCUGAAUUUUUAUUAAAAGAAGGUAUAGAGUGGAAGUUCAUUCCUCCACAGGCACCACAUUUUGGUGGGCUUUGGGAGAGUGCGGUCAAAUCCGCAAAAUAUCAUAUAAAGCGGAUAAUUGGAGAGCAAAGAUUAACUUUCGAAGAAUUGUAUACUUUUUUGACGCAAGUAGAAUCUUGUUUGAAUUCCCGUCCCAUUAGUCCCCUCUCCUCCGAUCCGCACGAUAUGAAUCCUCUGACUCCAGGUCAUUUUUUGAUCGGCGACGCUUUGUGCGCAUUGCCAGACAGCGAUUUGAGGGACGUUGCUGUAAAUCGUUUAGAUUGUUACCAAUUGAUCCAGCAGAUGUUUCAGCACUUCUGGCAAAGGUGGCACAAGGAAUAUCUUCAUCAGAUGCAGCAGAGAUACAAAUGGCGUACCACUCCACCUCAGCAGCCAAUCGAGGGAAUGUUGGUCAUCGUGAAGGAAGACAACUCUCCUCCGCUGCGAUGGUGUCUUGCGCGGGUCAUGCAGACACACAAGGGGAAGGAUGGAGCGAUACGUGUUGUAACAGUCAAGACAGCAGAUUCAACAUAUAAGCGUCCCAUAACAAAAAUCUGUAUACUACCGAUAAUUGAUAAUGUAAACAACACAGAUGAAUCACUUUACAAGAAACCGAUAAGAGAACAAGUUCAGUUCAGACAAUUGUAA
Messenger RNA from Megachile rotundata (alfalfa leafcutting bee), 2826 nucleotides. RefSeq lists its product as uncharacterized. Lineage: Eukaryota; Metazoa; Arthropoda; Insecta; Hymenoptera; Megachilidae. The record is from RefSeq and is a predicted model, not a curated record.